Cyphellophora europaea CBS 101466 is the source of this 693-nucleotide messenger RNA. RefSeq lists its product as uncharacterized. Bases 1 to 693 code for a protein of 230 amino acids. The record is from RefSeq and is a predicted model, not a curated record. Gene Ontology annotation, biological process: electron transport chain. The transcript has 2 exons. Lineage: Eukaryota; Fungi; Ascomycota; Eurotiomycetes; Chaetothyriales; Cyphellophoraceae.
AUGUCUUUCGUACGGACUUCACGAGCUCUUCAGCUCUCGCGAGCACGGGUGUGGCCACAGCAGUCCUCCCGUUACCUAUCCGCGACCGCGCACACCCGACUCGGCGAACCUGAUCCCAAAGCCAUCCCCGAUGCCGAAGCCAUGCAGACGACUGAAGACCAAGCCUCAAUGGUGGUGGCCGAGAAACAGCCAGAAGAUUUGAUCUCACAGCGCCAUGACCUCAACCAGCCAGACUACGGCGCUACAGUCGACCACGGGACCUCGACCUUCUCCCCCGUUCCCCGGCGCGUCAUGAAUGGCAGCGAGCCUGGCGGGAUCACCCCGGCGGCUGUCUUGUCCGGGGCGCCUGUCGAUCUGCAAGCCAGAACAGUCCGAAUCUUUAAGCCCACCAAGGGAGCCACACAAUCCGGCAAUUGGACCUCGCAAUCAUGGCGCAUGGACUGGGACCCACUACCCAAAGGUCACCGAUGGGAAAAUCCGCUCAUGGGCUGGCAGUCAUCGGGCGACUUCAUGCAGGGCACCAAGCUGAAUUUCAAGACUAAAGAGGACGCGGUACGGUUCGCCCAGAAACAGGGCUACGAGUAUUAUGUGCAGGAGCCACAGGCUCGACGGAUCGCCGUCAAGGCUUAUGCGGUAAGUAUCGAUAUCUUGAAUGUACUUGUACAGGAACAACUGGAAGAUCUUCGGAUUUAG